Molecule: messenger RNA, 1872 nt
Organism: Daktulosphaira vitifoliae (grape phylloxera)
Lineage: Eukaryota; Metazoa; Arthropoda; Insecta; Hemiptera; Phylloxeridae
Exons: 2
Coding region: 69-1772 (567 amino acids)
Source: RefSeq, a predicted model, not a curated record
UACAUAUUUAAUAUUAAAUUUUCCAAAGUUUCAAAUAAGUAGAUUUAAAUAUUAUUAUUUAAUUUUAAAUGGACUUUUUUUUAAUAAUUCGUAUGACUAUUUUCAUUUUUGUACUGAAACCAGAUAAAGCAGAACAAAACGUAGAUUAUCAUUGGCAUUAUAAAAAUUUCAUCAAAACAGUGACUGAUCACAUUCGUUCAAGUAUUGAAUCAAAUGAAAUACGAAAUCUAAUAUUGAAAUUAGAUUCAAAUUAUACUAUUAAAUUAGAGGAAGCUUUCCAGUCCGACUUGUACCUGAAUAAUUUCAGAUAUAACUAUUCUAAUACAAUAAGUGUACUCAAUUUCAAGUACACAGGAAUACUAAAAAUAUUCCUCAAUUACUUAGAUAUUAUUCUUCAACAAUGUAAGCAAUUUCGUGAUGAAAAUUUAUGGGAAAAUUUUAUUUGUUGUAUAACAUCACUUGUAGAAGAAGUGAAAAAUUCCCAGACUAUGUUGGACAACCUCUACAACGUUAUGAAGUAUAUAAGCGACAUAGAUGUAAGAUAUUUGUUUCAAGGAAAAAAUGUUCCAAAUGCUAUAGUUGAUGAAAUUGAUUUUUUUAAACAAUUUGUCUUACAAUAUACAUCAGAGACUGUAUCUUUUGAUCUCAAUAGCUUACCAAAUCUUAAAGAUUCUGAAACGAAAUUUAAGAAUUUAAAUGAGUUUUAUACAGAAGCAUCAGAAAUAGUAAACAAUAUGUUUCAAAAUAGUAAUGUCAUCGACACAUCUGUAGAAACUAAUUCGAUAACAAAUCAAAUUAACGAAUGCACUAAUGAAAACGACUCUUACUUAGUUUAUUUAACAUGUAGUAAUCUUAAUGCGUUUUAUAACAAAACCAUAGAAAUUUGGUACAAAAACCUUGACUUUGAAGAAUUUCUAAAACCCAAAAUACCUCAAUUCAUACCUCCAAUAGAUCUAGAUAUAAAUCAAAAUGAUGGAAUUAAAGCUCUCAAUAUUCUUCGUCAGGAAUCUGGUUGGAAAACAAUGAAUCACAUACUAAUAAUUUAUAAUGGUAAACAAUUCAGUGUAGAUUUUAUUAUGAAAGACGAAAUUAAUAACAUUAAUUUUCGAGUGAAAAAAGAACAUGUAAUACAAUUAUUAAGAUGCAGGUAUACAGAAAUAAUGAAAAAUUACGAAAUAUUAUUAUCUACCGUAGUACAUAUAUGCAACAAAAGUGUACCACCGUACUAUCAAAAUUGUUUGAUUGAAUUAUUUGACUCACUCAAUAAAUCAAAAAGAAUGUUUGAUGGAUUGAAUAUGGCUAUAAAUACUUUAAAUAAUUCAUCAAUAUGGAGUUUAAGUAAUCACUCUCAUUCUAGUUUGCAGAAAAUAUUGAAAUGGAAUACAGAUUUUCUUAAUUUAUUGAAGAACAAUGAAUUUUCAAGGUGUGAACUAGGUAAUAAUAUCAUAAAAAAUGAAGGAAAAAAUACAGAAAAGUUAAAAAAACUACGAAACAUUCUAUCAGAGUUUCGUGAUAACUUCUAUAAAGAAUUAAGAUCCGAAAUGAGUCGUAUGAAUGACCGAUGUGUUAUGAGAAAACCUUUUAUUGAAAAAUUUAAAAUAAUGAAUGAUAUAUUGUUAAUGUCUACUUAUCCAUAUUCAAACCAAAUAUAUCUUAAUGCAAGUAAUUAUUUUGGCAUAUAUUGUGAGAAUGUUUACAAAAAUUGUUAUGAAGAUCUAGGUUUUGGAAAAAUUCAGAAUCUCAACACUAGCUUACACGACAGAUAUAUUUAAUUUAUUGUGCAAUGAAUAAAUUAUUUAUCCACAUUGCAAUUUGAAUUUAAAAUAACUACGCCUAUACUCUUACUAAAAUAUAAUGUUUUUAAUAUUUUUA